UACAGUUUUUAAGCGACCAUGCAGCUCAGCUCAGGCGUCUCUUCGCCGCCGAAGCUCUGGGUACCCGGGUAUGCAUAUGCUGGGUGAGAAUAAAUUAAUACGGUUGCUUGCGAGGAGCACCCCCAUCGAGCUCGCGCGUGCUUACCUGAGUAACAAAUGGAUCCAGUUGUAACUUAUUAACCCGCACUUUUGCAGUCCGUGUCAUCUUGGUUCCUAUAACCUGUCCUAUAAGUAUUUUUCGAGCUGCACCAGACAUUUUCUUUUAAAAUAAAUAAUUUCUUCUCAAUCAGAGAAUGCGACGCCGACGGCUGCGGUAUAGGUACGGUGCGUGCGAUAUUACAUGCGGGGGUACGGUCGGUCGGUCAGGCGCGCGGUCGCACAUUUCUUGCACAAGUUGAUGUUAUGUUACGCAAUCCGACAACGUCAAUGGCUAGUUCGAACUCGUCCAAAAUACUCGAUUUGAUGCACAAACAACUUCGAAAAUCACUAAAGAACAUUGAUUCACUCAGAGACGCCUGGAAAGUCACUUCGAGUGCAGCUUCGUCAUCCAUAAAUUCACUACAAAAUGUUAUUGAGCAGUAUCACUGCACAUUACGGUGUGUUCAGUCCCAAACACCAGAUAUCAUGUUGGUAAAACGUUUUCCAGAUAUUCACAAGGGUGUUCAAUACAAACUGAUCCAAGAAAUGGAACUUCUGAUGGAGAAACUUGGAAGUGCGAUAGAUGAACUUCAGGCCAUCCAUUCCAAAGUGCACCAACAGUACAUCAACAGUGUGACUGUCUACAAGAAGAAUGCCGAAUAUCUACCACUGGACAAGAUUACAACAGGAACAGCCACCUGGCCGCCCAUUGCUGAUAUCCUGGAAUGGCUGAAGGAUCUGGACUCCCUGUUUAGUUUCUUAUAUGAGAAUCAAAGACAAGUCCUGGCAACAGUUGACUACGAAAAUGAGGAGCUUAUGCAAAAUCUAUCUAAAAAUUGGAACAAAGGCUACAAAGAGACAGAGGAAUCUCUUGAGAAUGUGCUGGCACAUGUUUCAUUCUUCAUGGCAGAUGGAUGAGGGACUUUUUUUAAGAGUACCACGGUUUACACAGACAAGGUUGGAUCUUCAAGAGAAUGCCUGACCUAUCACCCCAAAAGUGGGUCAGAACGUGGGUGCUCCAUUCGAGUCCCUAGGAGACAUUGCACUGCUAUGUUGUUCAGAGAUGUAGGUAGAUGGAGAGGUUAAAACAAUAAAAUCUGAUAAUCCUUCAACUAUCUUGCAGUGCUACCUAGAAUUGACAGUGAGGAUACUAAUUCUGUUUUGGUGGAUACUGCUAAUAACCUGACUCAACUUUUUUGAGUUUUACCAAAUAAUGAAUUCCAAGUGAUUUAUUUCAUUUGCCCUGCAUGCUUGAGUGGAUAACCAAUGGAAGCUCAAAAGCUUAUUUCCAGUGGUGUGCAAGUCUAUUUUUUAAUCUAAACCCCUCAAAAUAAGUUCUGCAGCUCAAGUUUGAGGGAUGAUGACUUUUUUGUUACUGUUCAAAGUAUAAAAGAUGAAGCUGGUAUCAUUUGAAAGGUCUUUACAAUCAUGAUGUGCCAUCAGCUCUGAUUAUAUAAGUUUAUAGAAAUUCUCCCAUUUGGUUUUUGAUUGACCAUUUGAGAAUAGACAAAGCUUGUAAAGUCGAACCAGUCAAACAACUAUAGUAAAGGUCCACUAUGUUGGAGUUCUCUUCUUAUGGGACUGUAUUAAUAACUGCUGAAUUCUUAGGGUUAAAAAUUUAUGUUUUGUCCCAUAUAAAGCAUAUAUUUCACAUAUAUAUAUUUUUUUUUUUUGGGGGGGGGGGUGCUGAUGUGUAUUUCCAGUUCAUUAGUUAGUCAGCACCUAACAAAAUCUUGUAAAGAGACUACAAUAGGCAAUCUAGUUUUCACAAGAAAGAGCUUUUUUUCAUCCAUGCAAUCAUUGCAAUAUGUAGUAUGGGCAUGACCAAGAAAAGCAUAUAGAUUGCUUCUAGAGAGUGUAGUUUUGAAUAACCACUUGAUAGCCUAUCCACUGAUUCAAAAUUGGACAGAAAAUAAAAACAAACUAUGUAUGGCAAUGCAAUUUUGAAGUUUGGGGGAGCUUUGAAUUUUGCCAUCCCACCACAUAAAUAAAAAAUCUGAAAAUUUGAAAUUUAAACAUUGGCUGCACUGGUUUUCUUUGUAAAAUCAAACUUACGCAUUCAGCCAAAUUUUCUAAGAAAUUAAAUGUUUCAUGUACCAAUACAAAGUAGAUCUAAUACUUUGUUUUGAUCUUCAAAUAUUCACAUUUUUAUGAGUUCGCAAUGAAUAAAAUCAAUACAAGGAGAAAUUGAUUUAUGUUUAUUUAUUUGUCAUCCUCGGUAGAAUUAAAGCAAUAGGGGAGAAACAACUUCAAUAAUACAACAAUGUAAGUCUUCACAAGCAAUGUUAGAUACUUUUGUCUGCAAAAAUAGCCUCAAAGGGCCUUAUUCAGUUGUUGGCAACCUUUUUUUUUCUGGAAAAGUAGCCCUAACAAGCCCAAUUGGCUACUUUGGUCUUGAAACUACAUGACAAGCCUUGCUGGCCACUUGUUUGUGUGGAAGCCUUGGCUGCAUUUUCUAUGAAAAGCUUUAGCAUUUGUUUGCUGGCUACCUUUGUCUGAAAAGUGGUGUCAUUCAACUACAAUACGGUAAACAAAGGAAAGCCAGAAACAGCAAUAUCACCAUCUCGAAUGCACAGUAUACAUGUAUUUACCGAAGAAGUUUGCUCCGAUGGCUCGUAUGCUGAACUCUGGUUUAGCAUAAUCUAAUUCACCAAGUCUUUGCUCAAAUUAUGGGAAGUCAAAUAUGACAAAUUUGUUUACACUUCACAUUUCAAUAUAUGUACUAGUAUUUUUCACAUAAUUGAAUUCCCUUUUUAUUUUUUUUAUGCUUCAGGUGU
Lytechinus pictus (painted urchin) is the source of this 2915-nucleotide messenger RNA. Its product is annotated as AFG2-interacting ribosome maturation factor-like. The transcript is spliced from 4 exons. NCBI's taxonomy places the organism in Eukaryota, Metazoa, Echinodermata, Echinoidea, Temnopleuroida, Toxopneustidae. The record is from RefSeq and is a predicted model, not a curated record. Gene Ontology annotation, cellular component: cytoplasm; nucleus. The coding region runs from base 403 to 1056 and encodes 217 amino acids.